AGGAAUACUGAAGGAAAAGGAUGGGGAGGACGCUCCCUGCCAGACGGCCUUAUUUCAUAGCUAUGAAACAUUAAAAGCAUCUGAAAAUCCGUCAGUAAAUUCUGUCCCGAGAGAGUUUCCUCCAGGGACAUCCUCAGAAUCAGGUGUGCGCAAAGAUUUACCAGAUUACAGCAGCUUCACUGGAGCUAAGAUGUUAGGAAAAGGGUUACAAAAUAAAGCUGCUGAAAGCAAUUGUUUUCUGAAUGUCAUCAUACAGGCCAGAAAAUCCUUGUGGCAUUUAAAACCGUUACGUGAAAAUUUUCCAAGAUCGCAUAAUCAUGUUGGGGACCCUUGUGCUGUAUGUGCAUUAUCUGAUAUUUUUACGGCUUUUAGCUCGCCAUCUACUAUGCAGACUGAAGCGGUUGAUCCUGCUGGUUUGAGAGUUGCUCUUAGCAAACUUGAUAUAGAAAACUUUCAACAGGGACAGAUGAAUGACGCUUCUGAAGUGUUGAUGCUGAUCCUUGAUUGCCUUCAUGAGUCAAUUACUUCUGAUUUAGGUGACACUGAAAGCAAUUGCACUUGUAUAAUACAUUCUCAAUUUGGGAUAAAAAUCUCUGAGCAGUUUAAGUGCUACAAAUGUCCUGCUGAUCAGACAAAUCCGCCGUCCACUUCAUUCAUGCACACCAUCAACGCUAAGGUGCUUCGAACACUUAAGAUUUUAUGCGGGGAAAUCUCUUUUGGCCAGCUUUUAAAACGUGCUGAGCUAAAUCUCCAAUCAGAAUGUGACUGUGGAAAACCCAACUACACUAACAAACUACUUUCAACUCCACACGUGUUCACAGCAUUUCUUGUUUGGGAAAGAGACCCCAGUGCAAUGGACAUAACAGCAACACUGGGAGCCUUGACCACCGAGUUAGACAUUGCUUACCUAUAUCAAGGGAUAGAUGUAGGGCACAUGUAUCAGCUAGUAUCAAUGGUUUGUUUUUCUGCACCUCACUAUUACUGCUUUAUACAAAGUCGGGAUCAAGAACGAUGGACAAUGUAUGAUGACAGCAACGUCAUGGAAAUUGGUGGAUGGGAUGAAGUUAUUCAACAGUGUCAGGGAAGGGGUUCACAACCUAAUGUUCUUUUCUUUGAGGCUGAUACUAAUAAUUGUUUUCUGAAUGUCAUCAUACAGUCCUUGUGGCAUUUAAAACCGUUACGUGAAAAUUUUCCAAGAUCGCAUGAGCAUGUUGGGAACCCUUGUGCUGUAUGUGCAGUAUCUGAUAUUUUUACGGCUUUUAGCUCGCUAUCUACUAUGCAGACUGAAGCAGUUGAUCCUACUAUUUUGAGUCGUUUGAGAGUUGCUCUUAGCAACUUGUCUCCUGAUAAAAAAAACUUUCAACAGGGACAGAUGAAUGAUGCUACUGAAGUGUUGAUGCUGAUCCUUGAUUGCCUUCAUAAGUCACUUACUUCUGAUUUAAGUGACACUGAAAGCAAUUGCACUUGUAUAGCACAUUCUCAAUUUGGGAUAAAAAUCUCUGAGCAGUUUAAGUGCUAUAAAUGUUCUGCUGAGCGGACAAAUUCGCUGCCCACUUCAUUCAUGCACAACAUCAGCGCUAAGGUGCUUCGAUCAUUUAAGAGUAUAUGCGGGGACAUCUCUUUUGGCCAGCUUUUAAAACUCUCUGAGCUAAAUCACCAAUCAGCAUGUCCCUGUGGAAAACCCAAGUAUACCAAUAAAUUACUUUCAACUCCACCACAUGUGUUCACAGCAGUUCUUGAUUGGGAAAGUACAUGGGAGAGCGCAGAUGACUUAUCAGCAACCCUGGAAGCCCCAACCACUGAGUUAGAUGUGGCUUACCUGUAUCGGGGGAUAAAUGUAGGGAGUGAAUAUCAUCUAGUUUCAAUGGUUUGUUUUUCUGCACGAGAUUAUUACUGCUUUACACGCCGCCAACAAAAGCAGUGGACAGUGUAUGACAGCAUAAGUGUUAAGGUAAUUGGCAAUUGGGAUGACGUUGUUCACAAGUGUGAGGAAAGUCAUUCACUACCUCGAGUUGUUUUCUUUGAAGCUAUUCUACAGUCAUAAUCGCGGACUGUGAGACUUGCAAUAUUCUAUUUAAUCAGAGUAAAAUUUGAAGGUGGUGGGAAUUAGUGAGGAUUUGUGAUCUGCAAGUUAAAUUCACUGUAAUUUUUCCACAUUUUGCAAGAGACCCCUCAUUUUAUCUCUACCCUUUUGGAAGAACUUCAACAGUUAGGAUGUUUUCACUCGGUGUUCAUUUAAUCCCAGCUUUUCUUGUUUGUUUGAAUGAAGUCA
Papaver somniferum (opium poppy) is the source of this 2272-nucleotide messenger RNA. Its product is annotated as inactive ubiquitin carboxyl-terminal hydrolase 53-like. The transcript is spliced from 14 exons. Gene Ontology annotation, molecular function: cysteine-type deubiquitinase activity. Lineage: Eukaryota; Viridiplantae; Streptophyta; Magnoliopsida; Ranunculales; Papaveraceae. The record is from RefSeq and is a predicted model, not a curated record. Gene Ontology annotation, biological process: protein deubiquitination. The coding region runs from base 191 to 2044 and encodes 617 amino acids.